GGGGUGGGAAAAAAGUUAGGGGGACGCCCCUGAUGCGCACGUGACCAAAUGAUUGGUGGGAAAAUAGUUUCUUUGAUUAACUGACAAUUUUGCUGCUCUCUGAUGGGAUCCAUCUUAUAUUUGCCCUGCACUCAACUGAUGCAGUCAUUUGUGAGCCUCUCUCGCCGAGACAAGACGCUGGCGCGUUCGGAGGAAGGAAAACUCGUUUCUUGCCGUGACCGAGACACGCUCCAAAUGAUGCCGACCCAGCGACACUUGUUGCGGCCCCACUCCAAGCUUGGAAUCACGGCCACGUUGAUGUUGCGUCCGAAUCCGGGCCCGGAAGGUUUCUUCGGGUUCCCGCAGCCGGCCGUGGCCCCAGCCGUUAACCCCGAGAUGGGCAACCACGACUCGCCGGACCCGGGACCCGGCGCCCUACCGGGGGGGAAUCGUCGCCCUGAAGGCUCCCCACCGCCGCAGCUCCAGACCCCCGGCGACCUCGACGCCCUGGCCACGGACACAAGACGACUUAUCGGCCGCUUUCUCAGUGACUUUACCGGCUUGACCACCACGGCCACUUGGAAGGAAAGUAAAGUCCAGUCGACGAUAAAAAGGGUCGUUCAGAGAAUCGUGGACAAACACAGGUUCCUGUACAAUGGCAUCAUCAACGAAGUGCCGUUGGACAGAAGAGGGGACGACAUGGCCUUCGUCAGCGAGGUGGCCGGGCUUGAGUUUGCAGACGGGGACACCGACUGGGGUCACGUCGCCAGCCUGCUGGCUUUCGCCGCCGUGCUGUCUCAGGCCUUGAAGGAGAUGCGGCGGGAGGGGGGGUGUGUGGCGCUCGUGGCCCAGGAGGUCUCCACCUACCUGCUGUCGCAUCAGCGCACCUGGCUCGUGCAGCACAACGCAUGGAACGGCUUUGCAGAAUUCUUUGAGGAAGAUGACGUGGAGUCGAGAGCGAGGGCCCUCCUCGUCGUCUUCGGCGGUUUGGCCUGCAUAUUGGCGUCGGCGCUGAGUUUGCUCCGUUGAACUCUGAGGACCGUUUGGCGUAUCACAAUCCCAAGCAACAGCUUCACAAGGAGGAAGUGAUAUGGACCAUUUUUGUACAGUUUUAGCGACAAUGGGAAAGACGCAUGCACAAAAACCAAAUCUGUCAUUUUUUUACGUUGAUAAAUGUCUCCUGUGUUGAAACAGCACGCUUCGUGUUGUAUUACCAAAACGUUGUGUACAGUAUGACAAACUGUCUAAUAAACAUUGUAGAAAUGUGA
This is a messenger RNA of Syngnathoides biaculeatus (alligator pipefish), 1247 nucleotides long. RefSeq names its product induced myeloid leukemia cell differentiation protein Mcl-1-like. Gene Ontology annotation, molecular function: protein heterodimerization activity; channel activity; protein homodimerization activity. Bases 103 to 1008 code for a protein of 301 amino acids. The transcript has 3 exons. Gene Ontology annotation, biological process: mitochondrial fusion; extrinsic apoptotic signaling pathway in absence of ligand; positive regulation of apoptotic process. The record is from RefSeq and is a predicted model, not a curated record. Gene Ontology annotation, cellular component: mitochondrial outer membrane. NCBI's taxonomy places the organism in Eukaryota, Metazoa, Chordata, Actinopteri, Syngnathiformes, Syngnathidae.